GCAUGCGCCACCAGCGCAGCCCCAAAUGGCACCGCAACCUCAGCUCGGCCAAAUGCGCCCGGGAACGGGCAGCAUGCAGCUUGGGCAUCGCCCUUCAGCGUUGGCCUCAGCACAUGACGAUGCCAGUCUCCGGCCCUUCCGGAGCUCGAGAGCAGGCUCUGCAACAGCGAGUCACUGACCUCGAGGAGCUCCUGAAGAGCAAAGACCAGGAGAUCAAGGAACUUCAGGGUGCGUUGUCAAAGGCCGGAAUAAAGCUUCCAUCGACAUCUCUGAAAAAGGCCAAAGCGCGAGAAAAGGUUGGGAGCGGUGGAUUCCGCAAAGUUUCUCAAUCUCAACCCUCGGUGCCUUAUGAAGCCUUGGACCAGGAGGAUCCAACUGACCUUCGCUUGGAGGAGUUCUACAAUGGGACAGGUUCAGCCAUUCCUUUUCAAAGGAUCAAUCGUGGUUUCUACCGAUUCGGAGAGACGAUUCUGGAGCUCAACAUCAUCAAUCACAAGCUAAUGGCAAAAACAGAAGAUGGCUGGAACCGAAGCAAAUUUGGGCCCAUUGAAAAGUUUCUGAUGUACUAUGAGAACAUUGAGAGGGAAAAGGCAGGAAUCCCUAUGGAAGCUUGAAGUGACAGGGCUGACGCUGACCAGAAGAAAGAAGGGCUCAG
This is a messenger RNA of Cladocopium goreaui, 655 nucleotides long. Lineage: Eukaryota; Dinophyceae; Suessiales; Symbiodiniaceae. The record is from the annotation of a GenBank genome assembly.